Messenger RNA from Ectocarpus siliculosus, 1147 nucleotides. NCBI's taxonomy places the organism in Eukaryota, Phaeophyceae, Ectocarpales, Ectocarpaceae. The record is from the annotation of a GenBank genome assembly.
GAACAAUCUACCCGCAACAUUGCCAAGGACAGCACGGUGCUCAGUAGGAAUGGGCGCGGCGAGAGCGGGCGAUGGCCGUCCUUGGCGAGGCGGGCCUGUCUCGUCUUCUCCUCGCCGGUUGGGUGGUAGUGAUGUGGAAAUGGGGUCCGGGCGUACACAACCGUUUCAUGGCGAUGCUCACCUAGAUGCCUACAACCGUCCUUCUCGAUACUCCACGAUCGCAUCGAAGCAGCAGCGUCCACGACCAGGGGGGCGGUUUCGCAAGGAGGCUCAGGAGAAGCUCCAGAAAGAGCGAGACGAGAUUUUCAGCAAGUUUGCGGACCUCAAGUUCUUGUAACGCUUAAGGAAGUAGAUUUCCCCCCCCUUCUGUUUGGUUAGAUGGGCGCGCUGCUGUGGGAUGGGCAGGUCUUGGUCCAGUUGUUGUGUGGUGUUUUUUCGUUGAACGGAUGGAUAAGAGCGAUGGUGGCCGGUGGCGGGCUUGGAGAAGCGCCAGACGCGACGGCGAACGCCAGCGGACGGCCUUGAUUGUGUGAGAGAGGGCGAUACCCUGUUUGGGAAGGACGAUACUGAAGCGCAGCCGUGUUGGAUUUUUAGCCAUCGCGGCAGUGUUUAGUAGGAGGGCCGUCGAGGGAAGGAACAGCUCAGCGGUGGGAUGCACAGAAAGGCCACGUCGCCGUCUUCGAUCAAAAUUAAGGGAGUCAAGAUGCAUCUGGCUUGCACCAUCAGUGCGGUAUGGCGACAUCAUCCGUUCGUUUCGGAGAGGAGCCAAGGCAUGGAGAGAAGAAGAGAUGCGCGGCAACCCCAGUUUUUCUGCAACCCAGCGCGUAUGAUAAGACACCUUGGAUGAUACGGUGUGUUUUCACCGUUUGUAGGAAGGCGCCGGCCACGUAAAGCUUUGAGCAAAUAACGCAAGCGUAUGUAGCCGGGUGCUGCGCACCUUGGGGUAAUUCCGGCGGUAGUUUGUUGAUGCUUUCAAUAAGGUUUCGCGAGACUCCAUACACGCACAAGCGGACUUGGAAGAACAAGGCCUGAGAUCGAUCGAUGACGAAGAAAGUGCGCAUGCAAAGGGAAAUGGGUGGACAGGCGUGCCACGGGGGGGAAAGGUAGUCCACUAAAAAAGAGCGCGGCGAUGUUUGUGAAAUGAAUA